Messenger RNA from Sphaerodactylus townsendi, 2609 nucleotides. It is a transcript of the gene LBX1, whose product is annotated as ladybird homeobox 1. The record is from RefSeq and is a predicted model, not a curated record. Lineage: Eukaryota; Metazoa; Chordata; Lepidosauria; Squamata; Sphaerodactylidae. The transcript has 2 exons. The coding region runs from base 590 to 1399 and encodes 269 amino acids. Gene Ontology annotation, molecular function: DNA binding; DNA-binding transcription factor activity, RNA polymerase II-specific. Gene Ontology annotation, biological process: regulation of DNA-templated transcription.
AAGUGUCAUCGAGGCGAAGGGAUCGCCUCCCAAUCAACAAUAACUUGUUAGCAAGAGUCAAUUACCUCGCCUCUGCCGCUCGCCGGCUCUUUCGGCCCCCAGCCCGGGCAAGAGGCGCCUCUUGCUCUCCCCUCACCCGGGAGGAGGCUUUCCCCCCCUCCUUCGGCGGGGGGCAGAGCGAGGUGGGGGCCGAGAGGCAGAUCUGGGGCGAUUUGGGGGCCGUAUCCUAAAAUAGCAGCCGGGAAGAGCGGCGGCGAACUAAAGUGGGACGGGAGCGCCUCAGCCACCUCUUCCCCAGCAGCCAGGACUGCAGAGCCUGCUGGCCGUCCAAGGGCGGCUGCCUCUCGGCCCUCCCCGGCCCCGCCAGCCUCCUGGCCGCUCCGCCGCCCGCGGAGCCGCUUCCUUCUGGAGUUGGGGACCUGAAGUUUCUGGGGAGGGGGCUCGCCGCCUCUCCCGGCCCCCUGCUCGGGCGCUCCGCUCGCCGAGAGCGCGGGGGUCACGCCAGGCAAAGAGGAGGACGGGGGUGCCGCGGUGGGGCAGCGGCAGCGGCAGCAGCGCAAGGAGGGAUCCCCAGCCGAGCCCGCCGAGCAUGACUUCCAAAGACGAGGGCAAGGCGGCCUCGGCCGAGGAGCGCCGGAGGAGCCCGCUGGACCACUUGCCGCCGCCGGCCAACUCCAACAAGCCCUUGACGCCCUUCAGCAUCGAGGACAUCCUCAACAAGCCCUCGGUGCGCAGGAGUUACACCCUCUGCGGGGCGGCCCACCUGCUCUCCGCCGCCGAGAAGCACCCGCCGGCCUCGCUGCCCCUCUCCAGCCGGGCGCUGCUCUCGCAGACCUCGCCCCUCUGCGCCCUGGAGGAGCUGGCCAGCAAGACCUUCAAGGGCCUCGAAGUCAGCGUCCUGCAAGCGGCCGAAGGAAGGGAUGGGAUGACAAUAUUUGGCCAGAGACAGACUCCCAAGAAAAGGAGGAAGUCUAGAACAGCCUUUACAAACCACCAGAUCUACGAACUGGAAAAAAGGUUUCUGUAUCAGAAAUAUUUGUCCCCCGCUGACCGAGACCAGAUCGCCCAGCAGCUGGGCUUGACCAAUGCCCAAGUGAUCACCUGGUUUCAGAACCGCAGGGCCAAGCUCAAGAGGGACCUGGAAGAGAUGAAAGCAGACGUGGAGUCUGCCAAGAAACUGGGCCCCGGCAGCCAGGUGGAUCUGGUCGGCGUUUCCGAGCUGGAAGCCACCCCCGAAGGGAGAGCGAAGUCCCGCUCCCUUUCGCCCACCUUGCCCAAGCGUGGACUGGACAGCAGCGGCCACCUCCAGCUCUCCCCGGCCUCCCCACUCACGGACCAGCCGGGCAGCAGCCAGGAUUGCUCGGAAGACGAAGACGUGGAAAUUGACGUUGAUGACUGAGUGGCGGCGGUGGGGGCUUCCUCCUCCUCCUCCUCCUCCUCCCCCUCGCCCCCUUUUGCCCCGCAAACAAAAACCAACGGAGGAACUGACACGUCUCUCCCGCCCCCCUUCUCCCCGCGCGCGUUUCCUUCCACACCCACCCGAGCCCAAGGAGAGGACGGGGCCUCCGGCUCCUCCGCAGCAGCACCCGAACAAACGCCGGACUUUAGGGGGAUACUAGAGACCUCAGCUUCCGCCGCGAUUCCACAAGGCAGUUUCUUUUCGGCAAAAGCAAUAAGCAAUAGACAAGAAUUCAAAACCAUCACCAUCAUCAUUGUUAAACUAAGAACCAAUAGCCCACCGGCUGCCAAGCCAGGCAGCUGUCAUUUUAGGAAUGGUGCAAUUAUGGAUCGCUUCUGUAUAAAUAUUUAAGCAUAUCUAACGGGUCAUUUUCAUUUCUGAGGGUUGAUUUUUUUUAAAAAAAAUAACAACAUCAUUUUUGUUUAUAAAAGAUUGCAUAACCAUGGAGUAAAGGACGCCUCUUGGAUGCUUUGUUAUACCGUUGUUUGGUGGUGGGGGAGUGUGUUUUUUUUUAAAAAACGGAAAUCACUUUAAUGAGAUUUAGGUUAGGGUUUGUUUAGCCGUCCUUCCCCUGCAUGCUUGCAAUCUGCACGAUUAUUUUUGUUUGUUUGGUUUAUUCUUUAAUUUGUCCCCCCCCCCCCGCUAAAAAAAAUACUACAGAGGAAUGGGUUCUAUUGCGAGUUUAAAAUAUAUUCUUUCAUUUUUUGUCUCCUCCGGCACCUAGGAAUUGGCCUCCAAUGAGAUUUCUGCCUCGUUUUACCAAUUAGAAGCUAUUUUUACCAUUUAUUGCUAUUGUUGUGGUUUUCUUUUUUAAAAAAGCUACCUUUCGUAUUUUUAUAUGAAGGUGGUUUUAAGAAAAAGAAAUCUAGACUUAUUUUUUACUCUUUUUAGAAUGAUUUUGCAUGCUUCCCAAAUAAUAAUACUAAUACUACUGCAAAUAAUAGCAAACAGAUCCAACCAUCAACACAUGGAAAUAUUAGCGCUAUAAAUACAAAUGUACAGAUUUAAAAUGUUGUUCUUUGAGCUGUAAAAAAAAUUUAAAGGCCUGCUUAUUUAAGUUACAUCAGGGGACAAUGUUGCUUUAUAUCCUGUCUCUUAGAGUUGUACAGACAAGUCUUUUUCCAAUACAAUAAAACCUUUACAAUUUUAA